Molecule: messenger RNA, 1990 nt
Organism: Oryza sativa Japonica Group (Japanese rice)
Lineage: Eukaryota; Viridiplantae; Streptophyta; Magnoliopsida; Poales; Poaceae
Product: sugar transport protein MST4-like
Biological process (GO): monosaccharide transmembrane transport
Cellular component (GO): membrane
Molecular function (GO): monosaccharide transmembrane transporter activity
Source: RefSeq, a predicted model, not a curated record
GAGUUCAUCGUCUCCAUCUCCUGCUUGCUCUUGGUAGCUAGCUAGUGGAGAUCGCCGGAGAGGAGAGAGACGACGAGAGAGAGAGAGAGGGGGCAAGAUGGCGGGAGGGUUCUCUGUGUCGGGGUCCGGGGUGGAGUUCGAGGCGAAGAUCACGCCGAUCGUCAUCAUCUCCUGCAUCAUGGCGGCCACCGGCGGCCUCAUGUUCGGCUACGACGUCGGUAUCUCAGGCGGAGUGACAUCGAUGGAUGACUUCCUGCGCGAGUUCUUCCCGACGGUGCUGAAGAAGAAGCACGAGGACAAGGAGAGCAACUACUGCAAGUAUGACAACCAGGGCCUGCAGCUGUUCACCUCGUCGCUGUACCUCGCCGGCCUCACGGCCACCUUCUUCGCCUCCUACACCACUCGCCGGCUCGGCCGCCGCCUCACCAUGCUCAUCGCCGGCGUCUUCUUCAUCGUCGGCGUCAUCUUCAACGGCGCCGCCCAGAACCUCGCCAUGCUCAUAGUCGGCAGGAUCCUGCUCGGCUGUGGCGUCGGCUUUGCCAACCAGGCCGUUCCAUUGUUCCUGUCGGAGAUCGCGCCGACGAGGAUCCGCGGCGGGCUCAACAUCCUCUUCCAGCUCAACGUCACCAUCGGCAUCCUCUUCGCCAACCUCGUCAACUACGGCACCGCCAAGAUCCACCCGUGGGGAUGGCGGCUGUCGCUGUCGCUGGCCGGCAUCCCGGCGGCGCUGCUGACGCUGGGCGCGCUGUUCGUGGUGGACACGCCCAACAGCCUGAUCGAGCGCGGGAGGCUGGAGGAAGGGAAGGCGGUGCUGAGGAAGAUCCGGGGGACGGACAACGUGGAGCCGGAGUUCAACGAGAUCGUGGAGGCGAGCCGCGUGGCGCAGGAGGUGAAGCACCCGUUCCGCAACCUGCUCCAGCGCCGGAACCGGCCGCAGCUGGUGAUCGCCGUGCUGCUGCAGAUAUUCCAGCAGUUCACGGGCAUCAACGCCAUCAUGUUCUACGCGCCCGUGCUGUUCAACACGCUCGGGUUCAAGACCGACGCGUCGCUCUACUCCGCGGUGAUCACGGGGGCCGUGAACGUGCUGUCCACGCUGGUGUCCGUCUACUCGGUGGACAGGGUGGGGAGGCGGAUGCUGCUGCUGGAGGCCGGCGUGCAGAUGUUCCUGUCGCAGGUGGCCAUCGCCGUCGUGCUGGGGAUCAAGGUGACGGACCGGUCGGACAACCUCGGCCACGGGUGGGCGAUCAUGGUGGUGGUGAUGGUGUGCACGUUCGUGUCCUCCUUCGCGUGGUCGUGGGGCCCGCUCGGGUGGCUCAUCCCCAGCGAGACGUUCCCGCUGGAGACGCGGUCGGCGGGGCAGAGCGUCACCGUGUGCGUCAACCUGCUCUUCACCUUCGUCAUCGCGCAGGCGUUCCUCUCCAUGCUCUGCCACCUCAAGUACGCCAUCUUCGCCUUCUUCUCCGCGUGGGUCGUCGUCAUGUCGCUCUUCGUGCUCUUCUUCCUGCCCGAGACCAAGAACAUCCCCAUCGAGGAGAUGACCGAGAGGGUGUGGAAGCAGCACUGGUUCUGGAAGCGCUUCAUGGACGACGCCGACAAACACCACGUCGUCCCCAAUGGCGGGAAGAGCAACGGCGCCACCGUUUAAUUUAGUCGCUGAACUGUUCUAUAUAUAUGUCACUGUCUCACUGAUCAAAUCACGGUUGAGAAACUACACCGAUGCUAUGUAUCAGCUCAUGCGUGGCCAUGUGAGAUUGAUCGAUAAGCAGCUAGCGACGGCAUGCAAACUUAAGGGUAGUGUAGCAAUUUCGGCUCUGUACGUACUGCAAGCAAUGGCGAGUAUUUCAAUUCGGAGUGCUUCUUGAGUUUGUAGUUUGUUGUAUGAGUUGUAUCCUUUUAUGUUUCUCCGAGCAAGCCUGACACGAGUUGGCGCCUCAGUGUAACUUGCAGAACAGAAUGCCAUAUAUCUGCACCUUUUUUUGCCAAAUUUUAA